AUGCCCCCCCGCAACAACCCCCUCCCCGCCGCCGUCCGCCUCUUCAACUGCACAAUCUGCGACAAGGGCUACCCGCGCCAAGUCGACUAUGAAAACCACCUGCGCUCCUACGACCACAACCACCGCCAGCGCCUGGCCGACAUGAAGAAGCUGACGGCCUCCAACGCCGACCCGGAGAGCCAGAAGCCCAAGCAGGGCCUGGACAUGCGGAGUAUCAAUGUCGAGGAGGCGGGGAGGAAGAUGGGUGCUGGGGGUCGGUUCACGAAGAUUGGGUCGGGCGGCGCAGCGGGGAAGGGGUUUAAGAAGGUUGGGGUGGUGGUGGGGGAGAAGAAGGAAGAGGUGGUUGUGCCGAAGAGCGAGGGGGAGAUUGUCGUGGCUGAGGUGGCGGUGGAGAAGAGUGUAGAGGGCAAGAAGGAAGCAGAGGAUACGGCCAUGGCAGAUCGGGACGAGGAAGAAGUGGUCACGUGGGAAGAAUACGACUUCACUAAGCCGACGGGAUGCGAUCAUGCGAGUUGUCCGGGAUGUAAGACUGAUGGGAUAUGGAGCGGCGAGUGGGUUGCUGUGUGA
Parastagonospora nodorum SN15 is the source of this 567-nucleotide messenger RNA. RefSeq lists its product as hypothetical. The transcript has a single exon. The record is from RefSeq and is a predicted model, not a curated record. The coding region runs from base 1 to 567 and encodes 188 amino acids. Lineage: Eukaryota; Fungi; Ascomycota; Dothideomycetes; Pleosporales; Phaeosphaeriaceae.